AUGUGGAAGCUACCAGCUCGCUUGUCAUUUGCGAUGUACUUGAUUCAUUUACCCAUCAUAAUGGUUGCAAAUGGCAGCUGGACGCACACUUACUAUUUUAGGAGUAAUGAAGUUUUUUACCGAUUCUUGUCCGACUUGAUGCUGACAUUUAUUGCUGCCUUCAUUCUUUGCAUUCUGAUUGAUGCUCCUUUCUCUACGCUGCAGAAGCUUCUGAUGGGUGCAGGUAAAAAGAAGCCACAAACCGGCGUCAAAACAGAAUCUCGUGACGCGUAUGAGGAGAAGACUCAGCUCUAAAUCACUAUCAUCGUUAAAAUAAAUUUCUUAAGACGAUUUACAUAAGACUGAUUUUAAAACAAUAGUUUAAUGUUAGUAUUUAACUUGAUGAAGACGAGAAUUGGGUUUGAAGCAAUAUUAUAACUAUGUUUUUAUUUAUUUUUAAGCAUUUAACUGCUAGAUGUUUAAAUCUAAACAAAAGUUUACUAGAAGAAAAUCCACGCUGACCAGGCAGCGGACGGGACUCGAACCCGCACCCUUCGCAAUCCGGGCGAAUGCACUGACCAUUAUGCUACCACGGCCCUAUUCGCCGCGUCGAAAUUUUAGCUGCAAGGCAGCGCCAUCUCUUCGCAUUGCUAUUUCUUCUUUCAAAUGUUUAAUACUUGAAAAAGUAUUCAUUUGACAUUGUGGAUUACCUACAAUGCGAAGAGAUGGCGCUGCCUUGCAGCUUAAGGCUAGGAAAAUUUCGAUGCCUUGGUAGCAUAAUGGUCAGUGCAUUCGCCCGGAUAGCGAAGGGUGCGGGUUCGAGUCCCGUCCGCUGCCUGGUCCGCGUGGAUUCUUUUCUAGUAAACUUUUCUUUAAUAUUAUAACUAGACAAUUUCGUCCUUUUCUGUUGCAAUUAUUAAUUAAGUAGUAGCUACUAUUAAUGUAUUCUCAUGAUUAACUGAGUGUUAGAUUAUGUGUAUGAUGUGAAAUAAUACUUUUUUUGGCAAUAUUUUGUUAGAUAAUUUGUUAUAAAUUGAGUUAUCGAGCAAGAACUUUAAUGUGAUAUAAUAUAAUUAAUUUUACUGAAAGUAAAGAGUUCCCUAUGAUUUCAUACAAAACUUGAGAUAAGAGCAAUUUAUCUAGAAGGCAAGAACAAUCACAAUUAUCAUUAUGAUAAUUUUGAACACUUCAGUAGUAGCAGAGAGAGAAAUAGAAGAGUAUAAAGUAGAUAUAGUAUAUUAUUAUACCGCUAUGUCAUUUGUAAAUAAAUAUGUUAGGCUGUCGUUUUGACUAAAAUAUGUUAUUAAUAAUAAUUCUUCGAUUAAAAUACACAAUAUGUAAUGAUUGCUAAUUUUGAAAGAAGUUCAGAUGUCAU
This is a messenger RNA of Chilo suppressalis (striped riceborer), 1354 nucleotides long. The record is from the annotation of a GenBank genome assembly. NCBI's taxonomy places the organism in Eukaryota, Metazoa, Arthropoda, Insecta, Lepidoptera, Crambidae.